UCUUCCAUCAACUGCUCCUAUCCCAUUAUCUGUGCUCCUUCUACAACUGCAGCUUCAUAGCAAUCCUUGUCCAUCCCAUCCGCCAUGCCCACGAACGAUGAGACUCCCCCGCCUCCAACUCCAAUCCCAAGACCACGCCGUCCCCCCACGCCCAGAAAGCCUCGUUGGCUGUUCCCUGCCAGAGAGCUCACAGAAAACCUGACCGAACCACAUGGCACUUUCAUCCUGCCUAUUCCCGACAAAAUUCGUUUCGUAUCCAGACCCGACCCGGGCAACCACCCUCUAUCCUGUCACACGGUCUUUUUCAACCUCCCCCACCCGUAUUUGACAUCUGAAGGGGUGAUUAUUGUCCUCCUUCAGAUGUGCAAGCGCCGAGAAUACGUUGUCGGAUUGCCACCCUCUAGUCAAAGUGGACUUUGCUUUGCUAUUGAUCUGAAGGGUUAUUUUUUUGAUGAUUCGGACAUUCAUACUGCAACUGGGAUUCAUCUGAAAGGUAUUCUUGCUAUGGUCAUGGACGAGGUGCUGGAAUUCAAUUGGCCCUUGACGCGGCGUGUUGAGGUGAAUUGAUGUUUCUGGCUUUGUUUUGUAUUGGUUUGGGUUAUGUAUCUCCAUACAUUGUCUUUGUAUCGUUGAACUUUAGACUCGCUUUCAAAAUAAUUGAUAAG
This is a messenger RNA of Aspergillus wentii DTO 134E9, 665 nucleotides long. RefSeq lists its product as uncharacterized. Bases 85 to 567 code for a protein of 160 amino acids. NCBI's taxonomy places the organism in Eukaryota, Fungi, Ascomycota, Eurotiomycetes, Eurotiales, Aspergillaceae. The record is from RefSeq and is a predicted model, not a curated record. The transcript has a single exon.